Messenger RNA from Lottia gigantea (owl limpet), 414 nucleotides. RefSeq lists its product as hypothetical. The record is from RefSeq and is a predicted model, not a curated record. The annotation marks the transcript as partial. Gene Ontology annotation, molecular function: glucuronosyltransferase activity; xylosyltransferase activity. The transcript is spliced from 4 exons. Gene Ontology annotation, biological process: protein O-linked glycosylation via mannose. Lineage: Eukaryota; Metazoa; Mollusca; Gastropoda; Lottiidae.
CAAUUUUUUCCAGUGAAUUAUUUACGUAAUGUGGCCUUAAAUCAAGUAAGAACACCCUAUGUGUAUUUAUCUGAUAUAGAUUUUCUACCUAUGUUUGGUUUAUAUGAAUACUUAAAGAAAGCAGCUCCAAUGAUGGAUCUUAAGGAACAAAAGAAGGCAUUGAUAGCUCCAGCUUUUGAAACCCAAAGAUAUAGAUUAACAUAUCCUAAAUCUAAAUCUGAACUAUUAUCUCUUGCAUUGAUAGUUCCAGCUUUUGAAACACAAAGAUAUAGAUUAACAUAUCCUAAAUCUAAAUCUGAACUAUUAUCUAUGUUACAUAUGGGUAGUUUGUUUACAUUCAGAUUUCAUGUUUGGCCUCAAGGACAUUCUCCAACUAAUUUUGAUAAAUGGAGAACUGCAACAACACCAUAUACU